Messenger RNA from Cebus imitator (Panamanian white-faced capuchin), 548 nucleotides. Its product is annotated as peptidyl-prolyl cis-trans isomerase A-like. Gene Ontology annotation, molecular function: peptidyl-prolyl cis-trans isomerase activity. NCBI's taxonomy places the organism in Eukaryota, Metazoa, Chordata, Mammalia, Primates, Cebidae. The record is from RefSeq and is a predicted model, not a curated record. The transcript has a single exon. Gene Ontology annotation, biological process: protein folding; protein peptidyl-prolyl isomerization. Bases 23 to 517 code for a protein of 164 amino acids.
CUGGAGCCUUGUAGAAUCAGCCAUGGUCAACCCCACCGUGUUCUUCGACAUUGCCAUUGAUGGCGAGCCCUUGGGCUGCGUCUCCUUUGAGCUGUUUGCAGACAAGUUUCCAAAGACAGCAGAAAACUUUCAUGCUCUGAGCACUGGAGAGAAAGGAUUUGGUUAUAAGAGUUCCUGCUUUCACAGAAUUAUUCCAGGGUUUAUGUGUCAGGGUGGUGACUUCCCAUGCCAUAAUGGCACUGGUGGCAAGUCCAUCUACGGGGAGAAAUUUGAUGAUGAGAACUUCAUCCUAAAGCAUACAGGUCCUGGCAUCUUGUCCAUGGCAAAUGCUGGACCCAACACAAACGGUUCCCGGUUUUUCAUCUGCACUGUCAAGGCUGAGUGGUUGGAUGGCAAGCAUGUGGUCUUUGGCAAGGUGAAAAAAGGCAUGAAUAUUGUGGAGGCCAUGGAGCGCUUUGGGUCCAGGAAUGGCAAGACCAGCAAGAAGAUCACCAUUGCUGACUAUGGACAACUUUAAUAAGUUUGACUUGUGUUUUAUCUUAACCACC